CGCAAUGGUCGGUCAUCAAAGUGCCCCUUUUGCUCAUGCACGUGUCACGCAACACAUGCAUGAACGUCACCCACCCAUCCAGUCGCAUCCGACGACGCAUCAACACCCACACACCAGACACGUGUCGCACCUGGCUGGCUGUGUCAGUCUACGCCUCCUCCGCCUCUAUCUCGUCAAGGUUGAAGUCCUUGCCGGUGAUGCGCUUCAGGGGACCACGACUGCUCAGCCUACACACCGCACACCACACCAUCACACACAUCCAUCCAUCUCUCGGUAGGUGUCUUGGGCUCUUUCUCUGUGUGUGGGGUGUGGUGGGCGCAAUGUACCAUCUGGCGUUGACACCGUCUGAGAGGAUGCGUCCCUGGAGCUGCCACUUCCUGUACUCGUCCUUGGUGUACUUGGUGAAGCCCCACUUGUCGCUCACAAACACCUUCUGCCGGCCGGGGAACUUGUACUUGGCGCGACGCAACGCCUCCACCGCCGCUGCGAUCUUGUCCUCCUGAGCCACAUCAAAUCAGAUACAUGGUCGCCACACGGUGGGCGAUGGGCUGGCUGUUGUGCUGCUCUGUGUGUUUCGGCAUAUGUGCAUACCCUGGUCCUGAUGGACAUGAGGAUUUGUCCGAUGUCCACGCGAGCCACCACGCCAUUGGGCUUGCCAUACGCACCACGCAUACCCGUCUGAAGCCUGCCACCCAACACACACACACACACACACACACACACAUGUACACAGAGAGAGAGAGUGGGACUCAGGAUCCGUCCGCUGUCGACUGACUCUGCGUACCUAUCGGCUCCAGCGCACGAAAGCAUCUUGUUGAUGCGGAUGACGUGGAAGGGGUGCACGCGGAUCCUCAGGUGGAAGAAAUCCUUGCCGCAGUUCUUGAUCAUGUACUGGGUGGGAACAAACAAACACACCAACCACGCAACACACGUCAGAUCUGACCUCCCUCCCUCCCUCCCUCCCUCGCCCCUCGUCCCCCGCCCCGCCCACCUUGUUGGCGGCGAUUCGUGCAGCCUCGAGUGCCUCGCUGGAGAUCUGUUCGUACUCGUCGGACACGAGGUGCACGACGCCGGGGAACUCGUCGACGUCGGCCUUCUUGCGACCCACAUCGUAGAUGCGGAUCUUGGGGUCCGGCACACCGCGACAGAAACGCGACUUGGGGUACGGCUUGUUCUUACAGUACCGGUAGCAACGAGCCGGACGACGUCCCAUCCUGCUGCACGCCACACCACACGGGGAGGGAGCUGAACAGACGAACCAAAAGAAGAUCCGACACACGGCAGCGGAGAUUUGGCAACAGUGAGCCUGCAAACGUCCUUCGCUCCUUUCGUACCUGGACAAGAGGCGCUCCUUCG
Messenger RNA from Vitrella brassicaformis, 1356 nucleotides. NCBI's taxonomy places the organism in Eukaryota, Vitrellaceae. The record is from the annotation of a GenBank genome assembly.